AUGGCUACGAUGGGGGAGUCGGAGACGGUGGCAUCGAAGCCAACUGAUGAGGACCUUCCAGCGCCAGACAAGGCGCCAGAUGCAUCUCUCAAGAGAAAAGCGGAAGACGAUGGCCCCGAGGACGAUUCUCCCAAGCGUGCGAGGCACAACGAUGACGAUGACGCUGCUGCGGCUUCGAGGCGGCAAUCAUCACCUACUCACGAUCACGACCGCGGCGACGAUGACAAGGAGGUUGCAUCAGCCGCGACCCAAGAUCGGCGGAAACAGGCGAUGCAGGAGGAGAAGAAGCGGGGGAAGCGACUGUUUGGCGGCUUGAUGAGUACCCUGAGCCAGACAUCUAACACGUCUCAGCAGCAGAAGCGGCGACAAGAAAUUGAGCGCCGGCAGCAAGAUCGCAUGCAGAAGCAAAAGGCCGAAGAUGACCAGAAGAGAGCUGAGAAGCUGGAGAAGCUGCAUCUAGUACGAAUGGCGGAACAAAUUGUGUUUGACGAAGAAGUGAUGAAGAAGAAACACGAAAAACGGCUGGCCAUGGCAAGGUUCUUACGGACCAGGGCGGAGCCCGCAAUUUUCUACCUUCCAUGGAAAACCACGCCAGCACAGAAAGAUACCAUCGAUGACCAGAUCCAGAGGGCGAAAGCCACAGUGAACAAGGAGGUGGAGCAAUUCAAGGCUCGAAAACAGCGGCAUAUUGAGCGGUAUGGCCCCCCAACGAGGCAAACAAGCGUGACCCCUGAUGAACCUGCUACGACGAGAGCGCCGGAGCGCGAGAGCCCUAUCCGAAGCCCGCAUCACAGCGCCGAUAAGCCACACGUACAGGAGCGAAGAGUGUCCCAAGACAUGCACAGGGGGCAUCACGAUGAAUCUGGUGAUGACCUGGAGGAGGCUGAGGAGGACAUGGUGAUUUACUGA
Trichoderma virens Gv29-8 is the source of this 909-nucleotide messenger RNA. RefSeq lists its product as uncharacterized. Bases 1 to 909 code for a protein of 302 amino acids. The transcript has 4 exons. The record is from RefSeq and is a predicted model, not a curated record. Gene Ontology annotation, cellular component: catalytic step 2 spliceosome. NCBI's taxonomy places the organism in Eukaryota, Fungi, Ascomycota, Sordariomycetes, Hypocreales, Hypocreaceae.